This is a messenger RNA of Durio zibethinus, 6735 nucleotides long. The record is from RefSeq and is a predicted model, not a curated record. NCBI's taxonomy places the organism in Eukaryota, Viridiplantae, Streptophyta, Magnoliopsida, Malvales, Malvaceae.
CCCAAGAAAAGAAAGAGACGAUCAGGCCCUUGUCUAAUCGUCUUCCACUAAGGAUUAGAAUAAGAAAAAUAGUAAUUACAAUAAUAAUAAACAAAGACUCCAAAAAAAUUAAAGAAGUCUUUGGUGAAACUUACUUUUCUUUGUAGUUUCAAUUGGUCAGCGAAGUCUUUGAUGGUUCAAUUUUUUAUUCAAUUGAAGCAAAGUUGUUGGAUCUUGAAACUUCACAUUUCUUUGUUAUUUCUAUCUUUUCUUCUUUUGUAUUGCUGCCUAACCUUUCGCUUACAGCUCUCUCCUCAAACAGUUUCCAUCGAGGCAAUCAAGCAUCGUCUUCUAUCAUUAUCUCCACAUCUUCCAGCUAGCUAGAGUACCAAAUCCUUUGCUUGAUUUCUGCUUUAUUGCUCUUCUUUUUAUAACUCAACAAAAAAAUUUUGGGAAAUAGAAAAAAAAAAAACUGGUCCUUGAUUUUCCAUUACAGAUCCAUACAGCUUUUGAAGAUCCAUCUCAAGUGAGGCUGGUCCUUAAUUUUCCCUUCCUAAUGAUCUCUGGAGUUGGUGAUGUAAAACGUCCACAUACUUCAAUUUAGAAUAUCCAUUCCUAGAUUUUUCAAUUUCCAAGUUGAUCCAUCAACAAUUGUUUCUGUUUGUUACUGUAAUGGAUUAGAUCAAGUCUUUGAUUUUCCCAAAGAAAUUGGUGAGCUUGAGGUUCAAUCGGUCACAAGGAUUUCCAGCACAACUUAUCAAUAUUUGUGGAUACUUGAAGCUCUUUGUUCAUUUGAAACAAGGUUGGCCCUUAAUUCUCCUUUCCUAAUGAUAUCUGGAGUUGGUGAUGUAAAGAGUCCACACAGUUUAAUUUAGAAGAUCCAUCCCCAAUUAGAUCAUCAAAGAAUGGCUGCUGAAUUUGCUGCCUCUGCUGCUGCCAAUGCUGUAGGAAAUCUCACAACAGAAUAUGCAUCACCUUAUGUUAGUUACUUUUUCCGAUUUGGGAAAAUUGUUGAAGAAUUCAAGAAUCGGAGAAAAGAACUUGAAUUGAAAAGUGAUCGGGUAAAAAAUGAUGUCGAAGAGGCUAUAAGGCAAAAUGAGGUAAUUGAGGAGGAUGUCCAACACUGGCGAAAACGGGCAGAGAAAGAACUGGAAGAAACCCAGUGUCUGGAAGCUCAAAUAGAACGUAUGAAGUGUUUCAAUUGGUGUCCAAGCUGGGGUUGGCGAUAUUGCUUAAGUAAGAAAGUGGCAAAGAAGACGAUCUCUAUCGAUAAACUUCUUGUGAGUUGUAACUUUCCACGGGUGGGCCACCGUAAGCCUCCAGAAGGAAUAGAAUUCUUCCCCUCUAAAGAUUUCAUGCCUAAUGAGUCUUCAAAUUUUACUUUCAAUGAGAUCAUCAAGGCUCUAAAUACUGAUGGUGUGAACAUGAUUGGAUUGUAUGGAAUGCCAGGGGUGGGUAAAACAACUUUGGCAAAAGAAGUUGGGAGGCAUGCUAAAGAGCAAAAUCUCUUUGACAAAGUUGUGAUGGCUACAAUGUCCCAAACGCCAAACAUCAACAAAAUUCAAGAUAAAAUUGCAGAAUUAUUAGGUUUGAAAUUUGAAGUAAGCACGGAAGAAGGAAAAGCAGAAGAGUUAUGGCGGAGAUUGCAAGGCGUGGAGAAGAUCCUCGUGAUUAUCGAUGAUGUUUGGAAUCAAUUUAAAUUGCGGGCUGUAGGUAUUCCAUUCGGAGUUGAACACGAAGGUUGCAAAGUUCUUCUGACCACACGUCUUCAACAAGUCUGUGAUCGUAUGAAUUGUCAACAGAAAUUUCAACUUGACAUCUUAUCCGAAGGUGAAGCAUGGACUUUGCUCGAAGAUACUGCUGGUCUAAAAGAUGUUUCUUCGAGAUUGAAAGAUGUAGCCAAGGAGGUUGCUAGUGAAUGCAUGGGUUUGCCUCUUGCAAUUGUAACAAUCGGAAACGCUUUAAAAGGUGCAAGUCUAGAUGGGUGGCAAGCAGCAAAUAAACGACUCAAGGACUCAAGACAUUUAGACAAUGAAGAGGUUUCUGAAGACAUCUACAACUGCCUUAAGCUGAGUUAUGAUUAUUUGAAGGGAGAUAAUAUUCGAACAUGUUUCUUGCUGUGUUCCCUUUUUCCAGAAGAUUGGAAUAUUAAGAUUGAGGAGUUGGUUAUGUUAGCAAUUGGUCAUGGAUUAUUUUCUCAUAUUUUCUUUAUUGAAGACUUGCGGAGAGAAAUUCGUGAAGUACUAAGAAACCUCCAGAAGUCUGGUUUGUUAUUGAGAACUGAUGAUGAUGGUGAUGAAAGAUAUGUAAGCAUGCAUGACGUGGUUCGUGAUUUUGCUCAUUGGAUAACAUCUACAGGGAAAAAUAUAUUCAUGGUAAAAGAGGGGUUGAUGGAAUGGCCUCCAAGUGAAAGUUGUGGAUCUCAUACAGCAAUCUCCUUUUGGAACAGCAACAUAAAUAUUUUUCCUGAAAAAUUAGAAUUUCCAGAACUCAAAAUUUUGAUUUUUACAGGAAAGACUUUAGUGAAAGUUCCGAUUGCCUUUGUUGAAGGAAUGAAAGCUCUCCGAGUUUUGCGUCUCGAAAAUGUCAUUUUCUCACUGGAAGUACUUAAAUUGGUAACAAAUCUUCGAACUCUGUGCCUUGUAAAAUGCAGGUUGGAGAACAUCUCAUCGUUGGGAAAUAUGAAAAACCUUGAGAUUCUUGCAUUUUCUGGUACUAAUAUUUAUGAGCUACCUGAAGAAUUAGCGGCAUUGCGUGGCCUAAAAUCGCUACAUUUUUUUUACUCUGGAAGAGAACAGAUCAAUUUUCCCCCUAAUUUACUAUCAAGGUUGACAUCACUCCAAGAACUAUACGUGAUAUGUGAAAACAAUGUUGACUUAUCGGAGCUGAAUUCAUUGUCUUGUUUGACUGUGCUGUCACUGAGGGUUUCUACUGCUCAAUGUUUUCCAGAAAACUUUGUGUUCCCUAAACUACAAAGCUACAUUAUAGUUGUAAACGAAUAUGUUCCAUUUAUGCGGGGGCCGAACUGUAGAGCCUUGGAAAUUGUUGACUCAACGUCAUUAAGUGCAUGCAACAAGUUGUUCUGCAAUGUGGAAAAGUUGGCUCUGGAGAAUGUCAUGGGACACAAAAAUAUUGUCCCAAACGUACAUCCUGAGGGCCUCCAAAGUCUAAAGAAUGCAACCAUUCGGAAGUGCAGUGAAUUGAAAUCCAUCUUCCCGCCUUGCCUUUCUCAAAGUUUGUUGCAUCUACAAAAACUUGAAAUAUCUGAGUGCGAUAGAUUAGAACAAGUCUUUGAUUUUCCCCAAGAAGUGGGAGAGCUUCUAAAUGCAAGCCUCCAAAGUCUAAAGAAUGCAACCAUUCGGAAGUGCAGUGAAUUGAAAUCCAUCUUCCCGCCUUGCCUUGCUCAAAGUUUGUUGCAUCUACAAGAUCUUGAAAUAUCUGAGUGCGAUAGAUUAGAACAAGUCUUUGAUUUUCCUCCCCAAGAAGUGGGAGAGCUUGAGGUACGACCACUCUCUAAUUUAACUUCUUUGGAGCUAAAGUCAUUACCAGAACUAAAGUGGAUAUGGAAAGGGCCCACCCAUCUUGUUAACCUCCAAAGUCUUAAGACUUUGAAUAUACGGGGGUGUGAGCAACUGGUAUAUCUCUUUUCGACUCCCCUUGCUCAAAGUUUGGUGCAUCUACAAGAACUUGAAAUAUCUAGGUGCGAUAGAUUAGAACAAGUCUUUGAUUUUCCCCAAGAAGUGGGAGAGCUUGAGGUACAGCUACUCUCUAAUCUAACUUCUUUGAAGCUAGAGUCAUUAUCAGAAUUGAAGUGGAUAUGGAAAGGGCCCAUCCAUCUUGUUAACCUCCAAAGUCUUAAGACUUUGAAUAUACGGUGGUGUAUGCAACUGGCAUAUCUCUUUUCGACUCCCCUUGCUCAAAGUUUGGUGCAUCUACAAGAACUUGAAAUAUCUUGGUGCAAUAGAUUAGAACAAGUCUUUGAUUUUCCCCAAGAAGUGGGAGAGCUUGAGGUACAGCUACUCUCUAAUCUAACUUCUUUGAAGCUAGAGUCAUUAUCAGAAUUGAAGUGGAUAUGGAAAGGGCCCAUCCAUCUUGUUAACCUCCAAAGUCUUAAGACUUUGAAUAUACGGUGGUGUAAUCAACUGGCAUAUCUCUUUUCGACUCCCCUUGCUCAAAGUUUGGUGCAUCUACAAAAACUUGAAAUAUCUUGGUGCGAUAGAUUAGAACAAGUCUUUGAUUUUCCUCCCCAAGAAGUGGGAGAGCUUGAGGUACGACCACUCUCUAAUUUAACUUUUUUGCGGCUAGACUCAUUACCAAAAUUAAAGUGGAUAUGGAAAGGGCCCACCCAUCUUGUUAACCUCCAAAGUCUGAAUAUAUGGCGGUGUGCGCAACUGACAUAUCUCUUUUCGACUCCCCUUGCUCGAAGUUUGGAGCAUCUGGAAGUACUCGAAAUAGGCAAUUGCGAUUCUUUGGAACAUUUAAUCUUCGAUGAAGCAGAAAAUGAGGAUCAAAUAGUUUCAAACAUGGAUGGCCAUCUUCUCCACUGGCCUAAGUUGAGCACUCUCAAGAUAAUUGAUUGCGGAAGAUUGAAUUAUGUGUUUCCAAUCACUUUGGCUCAAGGACUUCCUUAUUUGGAAUCUGUUGAGAUAACUGACUGUUCUCAACUAAAGCAGGUCUUCAAUAUGAAAAAGGACAAGGGUGGGCGUCUACUACAAGACAUUGUGCUACAGAGAUUGCAAAUUUUAAGGCUUAAAAAUUUAGAGAUGUUGAGUAGUUUUUGUCCAGAAAAUUUUGUCAUGUCAUUAUCUUUGAAGGAGUUCGAAGUUCACAGUUGUCCCCAAUUAACUGACCUUAAGACGUUGCAGGCCCAUUUAAAGGAUUUCAAGGAAUUGUUAUGCAAUGUCAGAAUACUUACCAUGGAUGGAAUCAUGUAUCACAAAAAUCUCAUUCCAAGCGUAGAUCCACAGGGACUAAAUGAAUUAACUUUUCUUACACUUAGAGAUGAGAAAGAGCUGGAAUGCUUGGUUGAUACAACAGACCAAGGCCAUGUCUCAACCGUUCCGCUGCUGCCAAAUUUAACAAGUUUGGAGCUAGAGCUAUUACCAGAAUUGAAGUGGAUAUGUAAAGGGCCCAACCAUUCGGUCUGCCUCCAAAGCCUGAAGGUUGCAGUAAUUAGUCGCUGCAAUAAAUUGAAAUAUCUCUUCUCACCAUCACUUGUUCAAAGCUUGGUGAUGCUAGAACAACUCAAGAUAGAAUACUGCGAUGAACUGGAACACAUUGCCACAGAGUUGGAAAUUGAUGAUAAUAUAGAAUCAGACGGUGGCCUUCUCCAUCCUCCGCCCUUGCCAAAAUUGACAUCUCUUGAAAUCCAUGGUUGUCCAAGACUACAAUAUGUCUUCAAUGUGGCAAAAGAAAAUAAUGGAGUUGAUAAUGCCAUUCUGCCACCAUCAUUGGAGAAGUUAACCAUAGUGGUUUGUCCUCGAUUUGCAAAGUUCAUUAUUCAACAAGUAGUCCACAAAAGGCUUCAACUAAAGGAAUUACGAUGUUCUGAGUUGGAGCAAGACAACUUGUGCGACACUAUUAAUUGGGAGAAUAUUUUUCAAAUUCAAGAUGGACACUUACUCUUAAGGAUAGAGAUUUUAAAUCUACAGGGUAUACAUCAGUUGCAGGGUCCCAUCCAAGUUGCAAGCCUUCCUUGUCUUAAAGAUUUAAAAGUGUCAAAUUGUAAUGAGCUGAAAUCCCUCUUCUCUUCUCUGCUUGCUCGAAAUUUGCCGCAAUUGAAAAUUUUGAAUAUAGAGUAUUGUGAGAAGCUGGAAGAAAUCAUUGAAAUGGACCAAACUUCACUAGCAUCAUCAUCACGGGGUCAUCUCCAAACUAUAUCCUUCCCUAGUCUUCAAGACAUACGGAUUUCUGGGUGCAGCAAUUUGAAAAGCUUGUUUCCUAUUAGUGUCGCCCGUUCUUUUGCCAACCUCGAGAGAAUUAAAAUUAAAGGGCCUUCUAAACUAGAGCAAGUCUUUGGGUAUCAAGGUGAACUAGACAUUGAAGAUGAUCAAAAGGGAAUAGUGCUCUCUCAAUUAGAAAUAGUGGAUCUUUCUGAGCUAUCAGACCUAAAGAGUUUUGCUCCAACUGGUUGUCAUUUCCGAUUCCCUUCUAUGUGGUCGUUUAAAAUAACCAAAUCUCCCAAGUUGACCACAAGUGUCAUCAUGGAUUCAAAACAUCCUGUGCCUGCCAUAACAGAGGUAACAGAGGAACCCCAACAAGUUCAGAAUAAUACAACAGAAGGUUUCACCACAAUGGAAGAAAUAGUUGAUAAUCAAUCCACCUGCAAUGAUAUAUUUUGGGAUGGUUUGAAAGAUCAAAUACCUUUAUAUAUGACUUUGGGAGAAACAAGGAUAAUGUUACGCUAGGAAGUGAAAAUUUAAGGAGAAACUUGUUAGCUAAACAGGUGGUUGAUACUUGAUUAUGCUUAUCAUCGUUGGAGCUUUCUGUUUUAUGGCGCCGUCAACUGGUUGGAUCUCUAUUUUUUCAGUUUUACUUUGCAGUGAAGAACUAGUUUACUCUACAUUUCAUAGCAUUUGCGUGUUUGAUAUUGUGAAUAAAGUCAUGUUUAGCCAUUCAUGUAAGACAAAUUUCAUCUAUUUUUUAUUUGGACUUGAACUCAAGCUUACAUGUCUCCUAAAUCCUCUUCUUAUUGCUUGGCCAAGACAUUGUUCGCAAAAUUCAUGUACUCUAAAGAAACAUGGUUUUUUGUGUUCA